Messenger RNA from Phialemonium atrogriseum, 2798 nucleotides. Its product is annotated as Sds3-like-domain-containing protein. The record is from RefSeq and is a predicted model, not a curated record. Gene Ontology annotation, molecular function: histone deacetylase binding. Gene Ontology annotation, biological process: negative regulation of transcription by RNA polymerase II. The transcript has 4 exons. Gene Ontology annotation, cellular component: Sin3-type complex. Lineage: Eukaryota; Fungi; Ascomycota; Sordariomycetes; Cephalothecales; Cephalothecaceae. Bases 331 to 2379 code for a protein of 682 amino acids.
CUCUCCAUAUGGGCUUCCUGGGUCAAUAAUCUUCCCCGGCUUUCCCACCCUUCCUUUCUCGCAACACCACCCCACCUACUCUACUUUCUGGGAAAAUAACCACACGAUCUUGUUCAUUUCGUUUCCUAGUUUUCCAGGUCUCCCGUCUUCAACCCCACACUGGGCUGGCUCGUUUUCUUUUCCCCCGUCGAUUGCCCUGACGCCUGUUGUCCCUCCAGCUCGAGACGGGCGCUCAAUUUUGCGCGGGUUCUCCCACCCGCCCACCACGCCACUGAACCUCGGAUUCGCGAUUGUUGCAGUCCUAAUUUCGAUCCCCUUACAGCGCUAGCAAUGGCCACCGGCGAUACUGCUCCGCCGAUCGCUCUGGCGAGCUCGCCGCCGCCCUUCCUGGGCCAAAGCUCCAGCAAUCUGUCCAGCCCCCUCAGCGAUGUGGAAGACAAGGACAUAGACCCCGAUGAGAUGGAUCUUGGCGGCCUAACACGCAAUGUCGCACGCCUCGGCACACCAGAACCUCGAGACGAAGACGACGACUUCGCGUCGAGACCUAAUUCGGACGGUGAGAGUAAGCUGUCCGAAAUCGACGCCAACGACUCGGAAGCCGAAACUGAGCGACUCUACGACACCCCUCCCAAGAAUACACAAGGUCGCGGGCUUGUCAAUGGAGUCAAAGACGCGGGCGGUAAACAAUUCAUUGAUCGGCGCAAUGCGCCCUUUGAGCCCAGUCCCAGCAAGCUCCAGCAACAGGUCCGGCCCGCCGCAGACGCGGGAGACGAAGGCAGCGACGAUGACUCGCUACCCGACGACGACCCUGACUACUCCAUGCCCUCUAUUUUAGCAGAUCGUCGUCGAGCAGAUCGUCGUCGCACGAAGGACCGCCAAUCUCGGUCGCCGUCGCCCUCCAAGCACACACCGCAGACGAAAGUCCAAGAGGCCAAACCCGCCGAAGACUCUACAGAUACUCGGAAACGCAAGCGCUCCUCGGUUGCAGAACAGUCCGAGCUGGAUCAACCCCUCAGGAAGCGCACCUGUUCGAUCAGCCCCACCGACCACGAGUUUUCUGCAGACAACACUGCUGCCCCCGACGACGAGGGUUCUUCUACCAAUACCCGAAGCGGCGAGCACACUGGUGAGGAGGAUAGCACUGGCGACCGCGAGGUUGCGCACGAUACCAAGGACGAAGCUGCCAAGUCUAUUGAGGAUACCACGACCGAGCCCAGCCGGUCGAGGAAGCCCAAACGCAAUGGUGUCAGGAGGCGCAAGAGCCCCGACGACGGCACAGAAGGGCUGAACGAGAGCACCCCAGAGCAUGGCGAUAGGGCUGCCACCGCCGACGAAGACACUAUACGAACCGGAGAGGAGGAGCAAGCUGAGGGAGAUGUUGAUGAAGAAGCAGAAGUGGCUCUUAGAAAUGAAGAAGAGCUGGAGAGGAAGAAAUCCGCCUGGGAGGAGCUAUCUGCUAUCGAGAAGCAAUUUAGCAAUUUCCGAGAACGGCUCUAUCAAGAACGUCUAGAUCAGCUCAACCAAGAGGAAGCCAUGCUUACGGCCGACACUCCCUCCCACCCCGAGUACCUAGCCAUGCUCCGGUGCAUCGACGAGCGGCGCGAAGAGAGAAUACGGGUCAGCAAAGCAGAAUUGCAGCUCAACAUGGAUGCCCUCAAGCGAAAAGCUGUUUCAGAGCGAGCACAGAUCAUAUCCCAAUAUUUCCAAAGUGUCCGAGAAUCACGGGAGAAGGUCCUCGAGGCACUCGGCAAGGAGUGGUACGAAAUCCAGCACGAGCGCAGGCGUGACGCAAACCAUGUUCCAGAUUACGGCAUUCGCUUCCCCAGCACGAAGACGCAGUGUAUUAGGCAUGCCGUUGCCUACAACAAGGAGGUGUCCAUCCUGUCAGGCUUCGCAAAGUACAAGGGCUUCCCGGCUGCUCCUACCAUUGCAGGGGCGUCUGAGGAUCAGUUGGAUGAGGAUUUCGAUUCCAUAGAGCGGGCAAAGCAGUCCAGCGUUCCACCAGCUUCGACUCAACCGAUUCACACAGACAUCGCCGCCGGUUCGCCGUUUGGACGAAGCCUCGGAGCUGCUGGGGAGCAGUUCCUUGAGCAGACGCCUUGGGCGAACCCUAAUCACCCCUCACAUCAAAUCCAAAGACAACACUCCGAGCAAGGCCCAAACCCUGCAGCAUCGCUAUCUGGGCUUUCAGGGAACCGACGGCAUUCGCACCAACCUGGCGGGCCGUCUUCUUCCAACGUCCAUCCCAGUUCUAUACCGAACGGUGGUCCACCGGUGCAGAUGCACAAGUCGCACUCGUCUAUAGGGCAUGAAAACACAAAGUCGAAACUAAUCCCGGGAGGCGGAUUGAAGCGCGAGGCUGUCCUGCAGGCCUCUUGAUUUGUGCCAUGCCCACUCGCUUAUAUCGUUUAGUCUCAUGAGCGGCGAGACCUGUUUUGUCGAUCAUCAGCGAGCCCGCAUGAGAUCUAUUUCUCCAGGCAGGAUUGCCUGGAAUCAGUUUUUGGUUGCCUCCACUCCAUGAGGCGAGGGUCGGAGACGAGGGGAGAGUCAAUGCAUUGCGUCUGUGGUCAUGACGACCGGGUCCGCGCGUCUCGGCAGGAGACGCCCUUUAUACAAAGGUUUUCGGAUCCCAGCAUCAAUGGCGCGUAAAUAUACAUGUUUAUAUGGGAGGCGUUUUUUUUCCGGGGGAGUUAUCAUCCCCACUGCCAAAGGGGUUGGGUGGAAUGGCGUUGCUCUCUUCUUCUUCACAGUUCCUUCGCAAAUACCUCUUGCACGUAGUCCAAUAUAACUAUACAGCA